Messenger RNA from Paramormyrops kingsleyae, 1314 nucleotides. Lineage: Eukaryota; Metazoa; Chordata; Actinopteri; Osteoglossiformes; Mormyridae. The record is from RefSeq and is a predicted model, not a curated record.
AUGACUGUGCUCCACAGUUAUGCUUGCGUGUGGUGCUGAUGCGGGGACUCUCGCCGUGCACUCUCACCACUGUCCGCGUGCUCGUUCCCGCGUCCCUUGCGCGCGUCCCGGCCGCGUGCGUGGCGUGCUCCGGAUAGCAGGCAGCCGGGCGGCGUGUCGUGUCCGGGCCACACCGGUGAACCAAGCGCAGUAGAUGGUGUCAUUGUAUGCAGCAGAGUCGCUGAUUUCGUAAGCGCCGGUGACAGCGGCCAAAACGAGAUCGUGAAGCGAGGGAGGAGUGUAGUUUUCGGCAUGGGAAGGAGGGCUGGCAGAUGGAUUUAGAGAGUUCGCCGCAAAAAAUAUUCAUAAAAUAAGAUUGCAUUUCACCGUUCUAUUAACAGGCGCCUUAAUUGCAACUGGUGGGUGUUUUCUGGAGGAAGAUCCGGAGAUCGGAGCACCCAAACCUGGAAAAUGCUGUUUUCGGGAGGCUUGGCUGCAUCCUCCGCUCCUUGACUGAUAAACCCACAUCAAUCAGUUCAGUUUCUAGUUACAAAUGAGCGGAGGAGCGAAGCGCUGGGCGGGUGGGUUCGCUAAAACAGGAGUCCCUGCACCGGAUCCGGAGGAAUUAAGAGUCAUUUUCACAGCACUGAACGCCUCGAUCGGCGCUGAUUGCGGGAGCGAUGCUUUGAUGCAAAUUGCACGGCACCCCAGGGGAAGUUUUUUUCUCGGAUGGGCAGCGUUAAUGGAUUAGAGAGUUUUGUACCUCCGGUAAAGCUUCAUCCUGCGCGAUCUGGACGUUUUCCAGAAUGAUGUGCGAGGUGAUGCCCACCAUCAACGAGGGGGACGCCAUGAGCUCCCAGGGGGGCUCCCAGAACGGCUCGGACCCGGACGCCAAUUUUGAGCAGCUCAUGGUCAACAUGCUGGACGAGAGGGACAAGCUCUUGGAGUCGCUACGGGAGACCCAGGAGACCUUGAUCCAGUCGCAGACGAAGCUGCAGGACGCCCUGCACGAAAGGGACAUCCUUCAGAGGCAGAUCAACUCGGCUCUACCGCAGGAGUUCGCCACGCUGACCAAGGAGCUGAAUCUGUGCCGGGAGCAGCUGCUGGAGAAGGAGGAGGAGAUCUCGGAGCUGAAGGCGGAGAGGAACAACACGCGGGUGAGCCGGGCCGGCAGGCGUCGUCAGCAAGGCCCCAAGAAAAGAGCGUUGUUUCAAAUUGGUGCUUGAGGUUUGAGCUGUGAAGUGGUAGAUUUGACCCUGUAGAGCCAAAAACGAUGACCUGUACCAAUGUCUUAUAGUAACACCGGAGAACAGAUCAAGCUGACAGUAUCUGUUG